Trichoderma gamsii is the source of this 603-nucleotide messenger RNA. RefSeq lists its product as hypothetical. NCBI's taxonomy places the organism in Eukaryota, Fungi, Ascomycota, Sordariomycetes, Hypocreales, Hypocreaceae. Gene Ontology annotation, molecular function: oxidoreductase activity; FMN binding. The transcript has a single exon. The record is from RefSeq and is a predicted model, not a curated record. Gene Ontology annotation, cellular component: cytosol. The coding region runs from base 1 to 603 and encodes 200 amino acids.
AUGACAGCCCCCAAAGCAAUCGCCGUCGUCAUCUGCAGCACCCGCCCUCACCGCAUCAACCCCUUCAUCGCCGGCUACGUCGCCUCCAUCAUCCAAUCCGUUCCUCAGACUACCGCCAAGGUGGAAUUACUCGAUUUGGCAACUCUAGACCUCCCGCUGUACAACGAGCCCGUCGUACCAAGCUACUUACCAGCUGAUGAUCCCACACCACACUAUCAGUAUGAACACACUCGCGCAUGGUCAGCUCUUGUCCGCAAAUACGACAGCUUCAUUUUUGUCACGCCACAAUACAACUGGUCUGUUCCGUCGAGUUUGAAGAAUGCGCUCGACUAUGUAUUCCAUGAAUGGAGCGCGAAGCCCGCUGCAAUCGUCACGUAUGGAGCCAGAGGGGGUGGUAAAGCUGAGAUUCAUUUGCGGGAGAUUUUGAAGGGUUUGAGGAUGAAUGUUGCUGAAGCAACUGUGGCAUUGAAAAUUCCCAGAGGCGAUGCCAAGGGGGUAGUGGCGGAGACAUUGAUGAAGGAGGUUUGGGAGACUGAGGGCGCAGAAGAAGAAAUCAAGUCAUUGUUUGCUGGCGUAUUGGAACUUUUCAGAAUAGAGGCAUAG